AGAAGCAUAUAAAUAUCAGUGGCUCUCAGUCCCAAGACAUCGUUGCUGAAGACUUGCAUGGGCAGCAUGAAGUUGGGAGGCUUCCUUGUCCUUGUGGCCCUCCUCACCCUCAGCAUGGAGGUACAAGAGCUUCAGGCUGCGGUGAGACCAUUGCAACUGCUGGGUCCCUGUGCCGAGCUCUGCAGAGGUGACUGGGACUGUGAGAUAGGAGAGUCCUGUGUGAGCAACGGCUGUGGCCACAUCUGUGAGCCCAAAUGAGAACAGAUGCAGAGCUCUCAUAAGGGCCAUUCUUCCCAAAUGAGUGCUCACCUCUUCUUGGAGCUUCUACCUUCUACGCUAUGAUAGCUUGGAGCCUCUUACCCAGGAAGACAGAUGAAAAUGGCAGCCUGUGGAUGCAGAGUAAAAGGGGCCUGGGGAAGGGAA
Molecule: messenger RNA, 423 nt
Organism: Ochotona curzoniae (black-lipped pika)
Lineage: Eukaryota; Metazoa; Chordata; Mammalia; Lagomorpha; Ochotonidae
Product: protein Wfdc21-like
Exons: 3
Coding region: 58-258 (66 amino acids)
Cellular component (GO): extracellular region
Molecular function (GO): peptidase inhibitor activity
Source: RefSeq, a predicted model, not a curated record